Molecule: messenger RNA, 438 nt
Organism: Diutina rugosa
Lineage: Eukaryota; Fungi; Ascomycota; Pichiomycetes; Serinales; Debaryomycetaceae
Exons: 1
Coding region: 1-438 (145 amino acids)
Source: RefSeq, a predicted model, not a curated record
AUGAAGUUCACCACUGUCAUCGUUUCCGCCGCCGCCAUUGCCGGUGUUGCCUCUGCUCCCGUCGCUGAAGGUGAAGCCACUCUUGGCUUGAUCAAGGGGAUCCUCGGUGGCCUCUUGGGCCACGGCAGCUGGGGUGGCAGCUGGGGCUGGAACGGCCAGGGCGGCUGGGGCUGGGGCGGCAACGGCGGCUGGGGCUCAUCGUGGUACUACCGCAAGAUCACCGUGAUCAAGAGCAAGGGUGGCCAGACGUACUACUACUGCUUCCCUCCCAACUACAACCCCUGUGGUUGCGAAGCUGACGCUGCGUACGCCGUCACCUCCGAUGAUGCCAACAAGCUCAUCGACGACGCCUCGUUCGCCGUUGAGACCAACGACGCCGUCACCAUCCCCGAUGAUGUCGCUGAACAAGGUGUCGCUGCCGCUGCCCAAUCCUCGUAA